Molecule: messenger RNA, 4086 nt
Organism: Symbiodinium necroappetens
Lineage: Eukaryota; Dinophyceae; Suessiales; Symbiodiniaceae
Source: the annotation of a GenBank genome assembly
AUGCAGGCGGAGCAGGAGAACCAGAAGUUUGCGGAAGAUGAGGCCGACUUGAAGAGCAUGAGGAACCGCGCGGAGACCAAGGCCAAGCAGGCGAAGGCCGAGAGGCGGAGUUUGGAGUCGAAGCUGAAGGAGCUCGAGGCCGAGGCCAAUGCGCGGACGGCAGAGCUGGCCACAGCCCUCGCAGCAGAGAAGGCUGGAAAACGAAAGCUCGAGGAGCAGCUGACUCAGGCCACCUCACAGCUGCAGCAGUCAACGGAGGCGCUAGAGCUGGAGCAGGCCCUGGAGAGGGCCGUGGUGAGGUCGCCAAAGUGGAAUCCGAGAAGCGCCUGGAGCUUUGAAAAGCAGAUGAUCUUGAAUGACGCUGCUCAGCUGGAGCAGAAGUUGGCGAAGUUUCAAGAGGAGGCGAGACGUAUGGAGGCUGACCACGAUAAGGUCGUGGCCAGCUUGCAGGCCAAGUCGCAGGCGUUGGAAAAGGAGAACCAGGAAUUGAAGGCCACUGCUACUCGCCUCGAGAAGAAGGUUUCCUCGGCUCAGAAGGAGGCUGAGGAGGAGCUUCAGCAGCUGUCAACAUCGUUGAAGUCAGAGAAGGAUGCGAAAGCCGAGCUGGAGAAGCUCCUCCGCUCUAGUGAGGCCAAGCUGGCGAAGCAACAGAAGGAUGUGUCGAUGCAAGCAGAAGAACGACAGGUCGUGGCCAGUUUGCAGGCCAAGUCGCAGGCGUUGGAAAAGGAGAACCAGGAAUUGAAGGCCACUGCUACUCGCCUCGAGAAGAAGGUUUCCUCGGCUCAGAAGGAGGCCGACGAAAGAUUACAGCAGCUGACCUCUGCUUUGGAGGCGGAGAAGGUCGCCAAAGCCGAAGCCUUGGAAGACUUGGCCUCCGCCGGGAAGGCAGAAAAGCGACUCCAGCUGGAUCAUGAUCGAGCCGUGAAGAGCUUGCUCGUGAACGCAGACGCCAUGGCCGAAGAGAACGAGUCCUUGAAGGCCUCCUGCUCUGCGCUGGAGCAGAAGUUGGCAAGCCUUCGGAAAGAGGCUGACGAGAAAGAGGAGCAUUCCAAGCAGGCGAUGGCGUCUCAGCAGGCCGCCCGCGCUGAGCUGGAAGAGCUCGAGGAGCGCCUCACGGGUGAUCGGGAGCAGGCCGUGGCAGAACUCCACGUGAAGGCGGAUGCCCUGAAGAAGGAGAACGCCUCGCUCAAGGCGUCUAUGACCAAGUUGGAGAACAAGUUGAAAGCUCUCCGGAAAGAGGCCGAAGAUCAGGCCGAGCUCCUUGUGGAUGCAGUGGAGGCAGCCCGAGCAGAAGGCGCAGCAGAGUCCGCAGCAGCGAUGGAGGAGGCCGAAGAGAAACUCGAGCAGACCACUGAGGCGCUGGCGAACGCAGAGGCGACGCUGCGGCAUCUUCAGAAUAAGCUCCGAGAAAGCCAGGCAGAGGUGCAAGAGGAGCAGGCGCGAGCUUCGGAGGAACGUCAUGCUUUGGUGCAACUUGCUGCAAAUCUAAGCAUCCAGAAGCCUCUUUUCAGAGCUGUGGGCCACCGAGCCAUGACGCCGGUAGCCGUGGACCCUCCAAACUGGCCCUCCGGUGCAUCCCUGGACGAGGAGGCAGUCUCUGCACUGCACACGGCGCACCAUGCGCAGCCUAGAAGUGUCCUGGGCUGCCACAGGCUGGCCCAUAGCGACGAAAGUGGCUCCGAUUUGUAUGUCUUUCGCAUCUGGCAUCAAGCCCUUGAAAGAGAUUGGGAGGCGGAGAAGAAACAAGUCAAACUGCAGCUGCUGCUGGACGAGGAAUCCAAGCCGAUUCCACUGGUCCGCCGCUGCGCAUGGCUUUACGAAGCUGUGGUGCAGUUGCCUGCAGACUGGCUGCCGCCCGAUGAUGGCGCCGGUGGAGCACCUGUUGGCGGGGUCCUCCACUUGCCCAGAUACUACGUGAUCGCCCCCACGGAGGAGGGAGAGCAGAUCCUCCACGACUGCUUUGGCUACGUCGGCUUCUUGCUUGCCGAGGUGGAGAUCGAGCAGCUGCAGCAGGGCAGCUUUCCUACAAUCGCCGAUGCUCUGGGCUGUCAUGCAGUCACGGCCGGUGGCGUUUGCGGCCUGCGGUUUGCGACCUGGGCGCCGAGGGCCCAAUUCGUCAGCGUAGUAGGAGAUUGGAACACCUGGGAUGGCCGAGCGUCGCCGAUGGCACGGCGACACAGAGCGGAAGGUGGGGGCUUCUCCGGCCUUUGGGAGAUCUUUGUUCCUUUCGGCCCGGACUUGUCGCACGUGCCUUUUGGAAGUACGUACGGCUUCAAGAUUCAUACUGGGGCGGGCCUGGACAUCGUGAAGAUGGACCCCUUUGCGCAAGAGUUUGAGAAGCCCAGCGACCUACACCAGAGCCCUACCUUCAACGCCUCUGUGGUCAGUGCUUGUGACGACAAUUACCGACCAGAGCCGUUUGAGUGGGGCGACGAGGCGUGGAUGCUGGCUCGGGAGGAGCGAGGCCGCCUGAACACAGCCUUGCUGCAGCCGAUGGCCAUCUACGAGGUGCAUUUGCCCUCGUGGAGACGUGGUGCAGAUGGGGAGCUUCUGAGCUACAGGGAGCUCACGCAGCCCCUCAUUGACCACGUCAAGGCUCUAAACUUCAAUUGGGUGGAGCUCAUGGCUCUGGCGCAUCACCCCUUCCUCGGCUCUUGGGGCUACCAGGUCUCAGGGUACUACAGCUCUUUUUCGCUUAUGGGCUCGCCCGACGAUUUGAAGCACCUCAUCAACGAGCUGCAUAAGGCAGGCCUUGGCGUAAUUAUGGACUUCGUUCCUGCGCACUUUUGCAGGGACGCCUGUAGUUUUGGCGACUUUGACGGCACACCAACGUACGAGUACGAGGACCCGCGUGAAGGAGAACAGAGGCAAUGGGGCACCAAAAUCUUCAACUUCCGGAAGAACGAGGUGCGCAGCUUCCUCGUGGGCUCUGCGUUGUUCUGGGCCGAGCGCUACCACAUCGAUGGCUUCCGGUGCGACGCUGUGUCGGCCAUGAUCUACCGAAACUUUGGUAAAGCCGAUCACGAGUGGGUUCGAAAUGAGCAUGGCGGUGACAGCAACUUGGAAGCCGUGUCACUUCUGCGAGAGCUGAACAAGUCCAUGAAGCUGUUCUGGCCAGGUGUGGUGAUGAUCGCGGAGGAGUCCACUGCCUGGGAGGGCGUCACGACCCUGAGGAACGUCUCCUCUGGCCUCGGCUUCGAUCUCAAGUGGGAUCUGGGCUGGAUGAAUGACACACUCAUCUACCUCGAGGAGCCGGCUUGGAACAGGCCUUCGAAUCACAGCAAGCUCACCUUCCGAUCUCAGUACAUGCAGAACGAGCGCUUCGUUUCGCCCCUGUCCCACGACGAGGUGGCGAACAUGAAGGGCAGCUUGGUGGAAAAGAUGGGCCGCAAGGAUGGACUUGGCUUUUACGACAAGUUGCGCUUACUCUGCGCCUACUACGGCUUUCAAGCCACGGCUCCUGGGCGCCCGCUGCUUUUCAUGGGACAGGAAUACGGCCAGGGUCGCGAGUGGAACUGCUACCAGUCUCUCGACUGGCACGAGGGCGAGGAAGAUCACAGAAAAGGAGUUUGCGUUUGGCUCGCAGACCUCCUGGGAGUCUAUCAGCACCACCGUCCUCUUCACAUGGGAGACGACUUUCCGCAGACCCGGCAAUUUCCUAUUGGCUCGAUGAGCUUUGAGUGGGUCGAGAACAACGCAGGCGCCUGCGUUCUCGCUUUCUGCCGACACUGGAAGGGAGAGAGACCUGUCAUGGCCAUCUUCAAUUUCGGCAGCCAGUAUCACCAUGGGUAUACGAUCGGCAGCCCCUACUGGGGAGGCUGGCAGGUGCUCCUAAACUCCGACGACCGCCGCUAUGGCGGCCGCGGGGGCGGGCCGGGCAACUCGAGCUGUCUCUGGACUGGCAAAGCACGAUCCGACUGCUCGGAUUCGCUGACCUUGGAUAUCCCAUCCAAUAGUUGCCUCGUUCUCUUGGCCCCGGAGAACUUCGAAGACUGCAAGGCAGUGCGCCAACCGGUCGGAAUGAAGGGCACGGCCGACACCAUGUGCGCAGACAUCGAGUAUUGCCUUGGCGACAUCGGCUUCUGA